AGAAGAAGAAGUUCAAAGUUCACAUUAAAGUUACCCUCGUGUGGUGCUGUUACGGUGGAGUAAAAACGGAGCUCACGCAUCAGACAACCGCUUAUAACACCCUUUUUUCGGAGGAGAGGGUUCACUGAAUAAGUUGUGAUGGCCUCCUACACCUGUAUCAGCUGCCGAGUGGCUUUCGCAGAUGGCGAGGUGCAGCGAGCACACUACAAAACCGACUGGCACCGCUACAACCUGAAGCGCAAGGUGGCCGACAUGCCACCAGUCACCGCUGAAAACUUCCAGGAGCGAGUCCUUGCACAGCGGGCAGCCGCCGAACAGCAGCUGAACGACACGACGGCCGGCGAGGGCUGUGCCAUCUGCAACAAGAAGUUCUCCACCGUCAACGCCUAUCAGAACCACCUGCAGUCCCACAAACACCAGCAGGCCGAGAAGCAGGCUCUGCUCGCCGCACAGAGGAAAGUGGAAAAGAUGAACGAGAAGAACCUGGAGAAAGGUCUCGGCGAUGAGAAGGUGGAUCACGACGCCAGGAACGAGGCCCUGCAGCAGGCCCUGAAAGAGCAGCAGAGGCCGAGCCCGGCCAAGCAAGGGACAUCACAAGAAGCGAAAAGGCAGCAGGCGGAGAAGCUGGAGAAGCUGGAGAAACCUCCCAGGAUGAUGUGGUUGGAGGAACAAGCUAAGAGGCGAGAGAAAGAAGACGGAGCCACAGCUGUGGAAGAAGAGUGGGAGGACAUUGACGAGGAUGAAGAUGAUGACGAUGAGAUGGAGGAUGAAGAGGAAGAGGAAGAGGAGACGAUGGAUCAACAGGAAGGGGACUCGGCGGGUGCGUCUGACCCCCAGCCCGCCGCUCUGCCCGGCUCCAUCCCUGUCACCAACUGCCUGUUCUGCUCCCACCACUCCAAGUCGCUCAUGAAGAAUGUCGCCCACAUGACCAAAGCCCACAGCUUCUUCAUCCCCGAUGUGGAGUUCCUCGUCGACCUGAAGGGCCUCAUCCGCUACCUCGGAGAGAAGGUCGGUGCCGGAAACGUGUGUUUAUGGUGUAACGAGAAGGGCCGUUCGUUCUACUCGACAGAAGCAGUACAGAGUCACAUGACAGACAAAAGCCACUGUAAACUCUUCACAGACGGCGACACUGCCCUGGAGUUUGCAGACUUCUACGACUUCAGGAGCAGCUACCCAGACAGGAAGGAGGGAGAGGAUGCUGAAAUGGAAGAAGAAGAGCUGCCGGAUGACAAGAACCUGGAGUACGACGACGAAACGCUGGAGCUGACUCUUCCUUCAGGUGCUAAGAUCGGCCACCGCUCGCUCAUGAGAUACUACAAACAGCGGUUCGGAGCACAGAGGGCGGUGGUACUGAGCCACAAUAAGAACGCUGUUGGCAGAGUCCUCCGGCAGUACAAAGCUCUGGGCUGGGGAGGAGAUGGAGGGUACGGCUCCUUAUAUCAGAAACAGAAAGACAUGCAGUAUGUACAGAUGAUGAAGUCAAGAUGGAUGCUGAAGAUGGGCAUGAGCCACAACGCCACCAAGCAGAAGCACUUCAGAGCCCAAGUGAUGUUCUAAGCCGGGACUGGAGGCAAGCCGACAGACAUGAUAUCUUUCUGGGCAUUACCCGCCUUCAAUGGACAGGACAGCCAAGUGUGAAAGGGGGAGAGAGAGAGGGGAUGACAUGCAGCAAAGGGCCACAGGCCGGACUCGAACCCAGGCUGCUGCGGCAACAGCCUUGUUCAUGGGGCGCCUGCUCUACCACUAAGCCACCGACGCCUCGUGACAGUCUCCCUUAACUAAUGACUAUUUUUUACUCUGUUUACAGGUGGAAGAACCUGAUUCAGAAUCUGUGUCCCUUACAUAUUUUGCUCGGUUGUUAAAACAUUGGCAGGAAUCAAUACAGAACACUCGUUAACAUGACUAAAGGGCUGCCCACACCGAGAAUGAUUAACGGUAACGAUGUGAGGAUCCACACUGAUGAACAAUAAUGUUUUAUAAACAGUGAAACAAGCCCUCGCUGCGUGCCCCAGCUGUGUUGGCAGGACAGGAAAAUGGAUGCUGUUAGUGUGUCUGUCGUUCAUCAAAUCGCUCUGAGUGAUCCAAAUGAUGUCCUUCGCCGCUGAUGUAAAUUUGUGUGGCCGUCCACUUUAAUUAGAAUGAAUUUUUCUAUUUAAAAAAAAAGUGCUUUUUUAUAUGCUGAACAAACAUUUAAACAACACUUUUGUCUUUACUAUCAUUUUUCACAGGUUUAAGUUGAAGAUCUAAGACUUUUGUAUGCACUCAGUAGAUUUCUCUCAAAUUUUGUUAAAGCCCAUGUUUGUAAGCACCUUCUCCUUUUCCAGGGUAAUCCAUCCACCUGACAGAUGUGGCUUAAUAAGAUGCUGAUUUAAGAGCAUCAUUACUGAACAGGUGUGCUUUGGGAUGGUCACAAUAAAAGGCCAAUCUAAGGGUGCUUUCAGACCUAGAGUUGUUGCUUUGGUCUGAAUCAGAGCACACUUGCAAGAUAAAUGUGGCACUUUCUAAUGUCACAAUGGAGGGACAACUACGCAGGUUGAUUUUAGCGCUGCUCAUCGUGGACUAUAUUGCCGUCAUUGUUCAUUUUAGUCAAACCAUACAGUUUGAAAACGAGGCGCGGCUCCAACUAGAAAACAAUGUUUUGAUGCAUUGGAUGUGCUGAAUGUGCACAUUAAGGCAGUACAGGAGGAGGUGCACAUUAAUAAUCCUCCAGGACUGUAACAUGCUCAUGCAGGGUUCCCACGCAUCCUGGAAAACCUGGAAAGUAAUUGCCCAAUUUUCAAGUCAUGGAAAACGUAUGGAAAAUGAGAAAAAAGUAAAAUGUCCUGGAAAAGC
Molecule: messenger RNA, 2832 nt
Organism: Epinephelus moara (kelp grouper)
Lineage: Eukaryota; Metazoa; Chordata; Actinopteri; Perciformes; Serranidae
Gene: znf622
Product: zinc finger protein 622
Exons: 8
Coding region: 139-1557 (472 amino acids)
Biological process (GO): ribosomal large subunit biogenesis
Cellular component (GO): preribosome, large subunit precursor
Molecular function (GO): nucleic acid binding; zinc ion binding
Source: RefSeq, a predicted model, not a curated record